Ostertagia ostertagi is the source of this 1113-nucleotide messenger RNA. NCBI's taxonomy places the organism in Eukaryota, Metazoa, Nematoda, Chromadorea, Rhabditida, Trichostrongylidae. The record is from the annotation of a GenBank genome assembly.
AUGGUAGAACCCAUUGGUGGGUUGGAUGCAUUAUGGAACUGGAGUCGGAACUCAGCGGAAUCUGUGGAUGUUAAACAGCUUGCAAAUUACAGGGACAACUCUGCUGAAGGCAAGCCGGAGACAGAUGAAUUUGCCACGAUAUGGAAGAGAGGGAUUAUUUGGAAGAAGAUAAGUGAGGACGGAAUUAUUAUCUCAGCGGAAAAGCCAAGUCCCUAUGUUUUUCCUGAAUUGGUGGAACAUCGACAUAUUUGCUAUUUUUCACACAAUUUUGUGACUAUUCCACCAAUAGGCUAUAUCAACGUUGCUCACGCUCAUGGCUGCUUGGUAUUGGGUACUUUCAUAACGGAAUGGAAAGGAGGUGCUAAGAUAUGUGACCAAUUCCUUGAAUCAGUAGAGACUGUGGCGAAGACGGUGGAUUGUCUGGUUUCUGUUGCCGAGCACUACAAAUUCGAUGGAUGGCUGAUCAACAUCGAAAACAGAAUCCUGGUUAAACAUAUCGAUAAUCUAAAACUUUUUCUGCGAUUGCUGACUGACAAAAUGCGUGAAGCAACUCGGUUCUCACGAGUUAUAUGGUAUGAUUCCGUUACUGUGACAGGUAUGCUGAAAUGGCAGAAUAUGUUGAAUGAACUCAAUAGGGAUUGGUAUGAGUGUUGUGAUGGUAUUUACUUAAAUUAUAACUGGAACGACGGGAUGCUGUUGAGAAGCGCCGACUUUGGUGCCAUUCAUAAAAUUUAUGUUGGAAUCGACUGCUUUGCGAGAGGUUGUGUUGGAGGUUGGGAUUGCCACCGGUCGUUUGCUAAAACUAAUCUAAUGCGCAUGUCAGUGGCGUUAUUUGCUCCGGGAUGGAUUUGCGAGCGAUUUCCUGACGCAAAUCCCAUAGAGCACGGCUUGAGGUUAUUCAACUUCGAUCUCAAAUGUCAAGGAUGCCGGAUAACAGCUAGAGCACGACGUGAUAUCAAGAUCGUUGUCAAUGAUGUAAUCCAAGAAGGGCACAGGAAAGGAGAUGAUAUUGUGGUGACGAUUCGUGAGCCCAUACAUCUUCAUACAUUGGAUAUAUGUACAGACGAUAUGAUGGAUUGUUUGUUGUAUAGCAUCAACAUCACAGAAAUGUAA